Parascedosporium putredinis is the source of this 951-nucleotide messenger RNA. NCBI's taxonomy places the organism in Eukaryota, Fungi, Ascomycota, Sordariomycetes, Microascales, Microascaceae. The record is from the annotation of a GenBank genome assembly.
AUGUUAGUGCGCAUCGUUAACAGGUGUUUCAUCUGCGGACACACGCAGUGCCCUUGCUGGAAUCUCCCACCAGAUAUGGACUACUUCAUGACCUCGGCGGGGACGGAGGCUUUAUCCGAGUGUCCGACUUGUUUGCGUAGGGAGUGCGACUGUGAAGAGAUCUCGCACGUGUACGACGGUCAUCGCCCCAGUAAACGGCAGAAAUCUUCCUCGAAAAAGACCGAAAUCUCGGACAGUGAGGGGAGGCAGGCUAGCAGGCUCGCGAAUCUGCCGGCACUGGUGCCAACAAGCACCAACACGAGAUCGCAGAUACUGCCGCGUGGUCUGGUUCUGACGCGUAUUGGCUCGAAAGAGCCGUUUCGGCACAGCUGGUCGCAAUGGGUCGGCCACACAAAUGAUCCUACACAGCUCUACAAGGCGUGCUUCUGGUCUAAUGGCGUGCGCGAGUAUCUACUGUAUACACCAGGCAAGGGCAUGUACUCAAACAUAUUCAUGUGGCCUACAAUUCCAAAGCACCGCAGAACGAAAGCGGAGAGGAAAGACUACUGGGAACAGUCGACCUUCCCACCCCACCCACCCGCCCUUCACAGACCUCCCGACACCAUGACUUCCACCAUUGGCAUUCCCAUCAAGCUUCUGAACGAAGCCCAGGGCCACAUUGUGACCUUGGAGAUCACCUCUGGCCAGACCUACCGAGGCAAGCUAAUAGAAGCCGAAGACAACAUGAACGUUCAGCUCAAGGACAUCACCGUCACCGCCCGCGACGGUCGCGUUAGCCAUCUCGACCAGGUGUACAUCCGCGGCUCCCACGUGCGCUUCUUCAUCGUCCCCGACAUGCUUCGCAACGCCCCCAUGUUCAAGAGUAGAAAUGUCCGCGGCAGGGGUGUCGGUCUCGCGAGAGGAAGGGCUACCGUCAGCAGGGCGCGCGCCAGCGCCAGGGGCCCGAGGUAG